Patiria miniata (bat star) is the source of this 945-nucleotide messenger RNA. RefSeq lists its product as uncharacterized. Bases 1 to 945 code for a protein of 314 amino acids. Gene Ontology annotation, molecular function: metallopeptidase activity. The transcript is spliced from 3 exons. Lineage: Eukaryota; Metazoa; Echinodermata; Asteroidea; Valvatida; Asterinidae. The record is from RefSeq and is a predicted model, not a curated record.
AUGGAAGGGAGACUAGAAAUACAUCUUCUGUUGCCAAUGGCGGUUUGCAUCUUCGCUGCCGUGUUGCUCCUGCCUUACGGAGGGAGUAUUCCCUCACCAAUGCAUAACCACCAAUUUGUUUACGACAUCGAAAGUAUUGAUCACAAACCUGGAGCUCCACACCACCGCGUACGACGUAAGUCUGGCAGGGGCAAUGCGCUCGAUACCUCGGCCUGUGGUACAAUCACCGCUGUGCCUGACGAUAUACGUACGGACUUUCCUUUGGACCCGUUCUACCAGAAAUACACACAUGCCUACGGUAUUCCCAUCAUAUCCUCCUCUGUGACGCAAGAUGCUGCUCUGAAUCGUGCAUGUUACACCGUACGUUUCCUUUUGGCGGACCGUAAGGCUUUAAGAGAUGCUAUGUAUGACUGGUAUGGCCGAGUUGGGGUGAUUGCUCAAACCGAACGAACCACGCAAAUCCCUGAACACAGUCAUCUAAAUAGUGACUUAUGGGACGACCGUGCGCGUGGAUUGGGAGGCAUACCGAGCAUACCCAUCACUACAGACGGAGAAGAAAACAUACUUUGCAAAAACUAUCUGCAAGACCGUUGGUACGAAGAAGAUAUUCUCAUCCACGAAUUUGCACACGCCAUUCACCUGAUUUCUAUGAACAAAGUAAAUGCGUCAUAUGAAACGGCUCUCCAAGGUAUCUACGACUUGGCCAAGCAAGACAAUCUCUGGCCGAACACCUACGCCAUCACCAAUAUAAGAGAAUACUUGGCAGAGGGCGUGCAAGGAUUCUUCAACGUUCAGGUUUGUAGGAGCUUCGUAGACAAUGUCCACAACAAUAUCUGCACACGGGAUGCACUGAAGAGUUAUGAUCGGCGACUGUACGAUUUUAUAGCGGCAAUUUUCCCCUGCAUGAAUACCCUCAUCGACCGAUGCGACAGCGACCAAGAGUAG